AUGCUCCGCGACCCGUUCGAGCACGCCGCACUGGUUCAGCGGAUCCAGAGCGAGUGCUUCGCGGAGGACAUCGAGCCACCCGCCGACUCUCUCGGGUGGACUGAGGAGGAGCUGCACGCCUUCUUUGAGUCGGGCGGCGACGAACUCCCGCUCCGCUUUGCAGAGACGCCCGGUGUACCCGUGCGCAUCAUUCCGGCCGGGAUGCGCGCGCGGGUCUUUGUGAUAUCGGACAUGCACUGCGACCAUCCGCAGAAUUUUGGCUGGAUCCAGCAGCGACUGCCUGCGAGCAGCUCCGGCUGCUUUGACGUGUGCGUCUGCUGCGGCGACGUCUCGGACAACCUGGGCGUGCUGCGCCAGGCGCUCGGCGUGCUGCGCGCGCGCUUUGACGAAGUCUUCUUCACGCCGGGCAACCACGAGUUGUGGGUGCGCAAGGAGCCGCCGGGAACCACGUCGCUCGACAGGAUCGAGACGGUGCGGCGGCUGUGCCAGGAGAAGCGGGUGCGG
Molecule: messenger RNA, 504 nt
Organism: Emiliania huxleyi CCMP1516
Lineage: Eukaryota; Haptophyta; Isochrysidales; Noelaerhabdaceae
Exons: 1
Molecular function (GO): hydrolase activity
Source: RefSeq, a predicted model, not a curated record